This is a messenger RNA of Drosophila montana, 2618 nucleotides long. It is a transcript of the gene sotv, whose product is annotated as exostosin glycosyltransferase sotv. The record is from RefSeq and is a predicted model, not a curated record. Gene Ontology annotation, molecular function: glycosyltransferase activity. The transcript is spliced from 3 exons. The coding region runs from base 97 to 2250 and encodes 717 amino acids. Gene Ontology annotation, cellular component: membrane. NCBI's taxonomy places the organism in Eukaryota, Metazoa, Arthropoda, Insecta, Diptera, Drosophilidae.
GUGUGUAAGUGAUGUGAGUCCAUCAGAAGACAGGGCAAGAUGUUUUACAUAUAUUAUGAUGAUAUAUAAAAAGGUGUGAAGCAAAGUAAACUGAAAAUGAAUAGGUACAAAGGCUUAAUAAGCAUUGAACCGCGAAGUAAAACAAUGCAUCAUCCAAAGGAGCAGAUUUUAAACUGCUUGACAUACGCACUUUUGGCAAUUGUCGCAAUCUGUGCAGUUGUGCUGCUAUGUGACAUAUCUAGCCAUCGAGAUCGAUUCUUCUACUCCAAAAAUGAUCCAGUGGUACUUGAUUUAUCCAUAUCGCAUGCCCAGGAGGUGCUUCUGCGCCCGGACCCGGAAUAUCGUGGCCGGAAUGUAAACUGCACGUUCUGGGAUUGCCUAAACAUUUAUAAAUGCGAGCAUGACACCCUCAAGGUAUACAUUUACCCAUUGCAAGAAUUUGUGGAUGAAAAAAGCGACAAGGUGGCCAACACAUUGUCAAGCGAAUAUUUUCAAAUAUUAGAGACAGUGCUAAAAAGUCGCUAUUACACCUCAAACCCAAAUGAGGCCUGCCUCUUCCUACCCAGCUUGGAUUUAUUAAACCAGGACAUGUUUGACAAGAAUUUAGCUGGUCCGGCUCUGGCAUCGCUUAACUUUUGGGAUCGUGGUGAAAAUCACUUAAUUUUUAACAUGCUACCGGGCAGCGCACCCGCCUAUAAUACAAUAUUGGAUGUCAACAUCGACAAUGCGAUUGUUUUGGGUGGCGGCUUUGAUAGUUGGACAUAUCGUCCCGGAUUUGACGUGUCUAUACCGGUUUGGAGUCCGUUGGUGCAUCAAACAAACUCAAUCCAUAACGGAGCCCACCGAAAAUAUUUACUAAUUGCAGCUCAGUUAAAUCUUUUGCCGCAGUAUGCGCGAACUCUUUCGGAUCUGAUGUCGACGGCAAAUAAUGCUGAGCAAAUGCUUCUACUUGGACCUUGUGACAACAAUCAGCUGACAUCUCGCUGCACUUUAGCGCAGCAUCAGAAGCGGUGGGAAUACCCACGUGUACUUGGACGAGGCAAAUUCUGCUUUAUUGGCCGCAGUCUGCGGGUUGGUCAGCCCGAUUUGAUUGAGAUAAUGUCCCACAGCUGCAUUCCUGUGAUAGCGAUUGACAACUAUGUGCUACCUUUCGAGGACGUGAUUGACUGGUCUUUGGCAGCUGUUCGUGUUCGGGAAUCUGAGCUGCAUUCGUUUAUUCGCAAAUUGGAGUCAAUUUCCAAUGUAAAAGUUGUCGAAAUGCAAAAGCAAGUUCAAUGGCUGUACAGCAACUAUUUCAAGGACUUAAAGAGCAUUACAAUUACUGCGAUGGAAAUACUUGAAAGCCGAAUAUUUCCUCUGCUAGCUCGCAGUAGUCGACAAUGGAAUUUGGUUAGGCAAAAUAGCCAUUCAACCUUUAAUCCGCUAUUUCUUACAUCGCUUGCCCCAAAGUCUCAAGGGUUUACAGCUGUUAUUUUGACCUAUGAUAGAGUCGAGAGUCUAUUCCUCCUUAUUCAGAAGCUUGCAGUUGUGCCAUCACUUCAAAGUAUUUUGGUUAUUUGGAACAAUCAAAAAAAGAUGCCACCGCAUUUAUCUACCUUCCCAACAAUAUCGAAGCCGUUGAAGAUAAUACAAACUCGGGAGAAUAAGCUUUCGAAUAGAUUUUAUCCUUAUCCUGAAAUCGAAACUGAAGCAAUUCUAACUAUAGACGACGACAUCAUAAUGUUAACCAGUGAUGAGCUUGAUUUUGGAUACGAAGUGUGGCGCGAAUUUCCUGACCAUAUUGUUGGAUUUCCCAGUCGCAUUCACAUAUGGGAUAAUGCAACAAUGCGAUGGCACUACGAAUCUGAAUGGACGAAUCAAAUAUCAAUGGUACUUACUGGCGCAGCAUUUCAUCACAAAUACUGGAGCCACAUGUACACGUAUGCAAUGCCAGGCGAUAUAAAACACUGGGUGGAUGACCACAUGAACUGUGAAGACAUCGCAAUGAACUUUCUUGUUGCAAACAUUACAAACAAUCCGCCCAUCAAAGUAACUCCACGAAAAAAGUUUAAGUGCCCUGAGUGCACAAAUACCGAAAUGUUGUCAGCCGACUUGAAUCAUAUGCGUGAGCGUUCUGCUUGCAUUGAUCGAUUCUCAAAGAUCUAUGGACGAAUGCCUCUUCGCACGGUUGAGUUCAGAGCUGACCCCGUUCUCUUUAGAGAUAACUUCCCAGAUAAGUUAAAACGAUACAACGAUAUUGGAAGCUUGUAAGCCGCUAUCAUGCAAACAUAUUUAUAUAUGGACAUUAUUUGUAGACGAAAUAGCUAAAGACUUAUCCAAAUAUGAUAUAUAAAUAUUAACUUCUUUCUCUACGUUAUCGAGUGCAUUUUAAAUGGUUUGUUCGCCGAGACGUUUGCAUUGAUCGCAAUCGAUAGAGCGCCGAGACAUUCAUGUAACUUGCACCCAAUGGAAGCGACAAAUGUAGGUAAAAGGCAGAUGGACGCAACUUCGAAUCCAUAAGGAUAUUCAGAUGCAGUUUAUUGCCUGUCCGGUCAUACCUGUCUGUGCGAAUACGUCGAUGUUAAAGACUAAUGGCUAGAGACAAUAUAUUGAAUAAAUUCUCGCUUAUGCAGAAUAAA